Molecule: messenger RNA, 366 nt
Organism: Helianthus annuus (common sunflower)
Lineage: Eukaryota; Viridiplantae; Streptophyta; Magnoliopsida; Asterales; Asteraceae
Product: auxin-responsive protein SAUR15
Exons: 1
Coding region: 1-366 (121 amino acids)
Biological process (GO): response to auxin
Source: RefSeq, a predicted model, not a curated record
AUGAAGGAAACCAACAGGAUCCGCAAGAUCGUCCGCCUCAAGCAACUCGUCCAAAGUUGGCGUCACCGCAUCCCCCCAGGCGGCUCGCUUGCGGUUUACGUCGGAGAUGAACAUGAACACCGCCGGUUUGUGAUUCCUAUACGCUUUAUCAACCUGCCUGUGUUCGCCUCCUUACUCAACAAAGCCGAGGAGGCGUUCGGGUUCCAGACAACCAGCGGACUCGUUCUACCAUGUGACGCCAUUUUUUUCAAGAAGCUGUUGCACGUUCUAGAGAGAAACGAGCGUAAAUUUGGUGCGUUGGAUUUGGAUGAUUUUACGGAGAUGUUCUCAGAGUCUUGGCCGUUGAUUGGUUCGUUGUUGUUGUAA